AUGGAGCCUUCUGAAGAACCUAGUCAGAUUAGCAAAGAUAACUUUUUAGAAGUUCCUAGUUUAUCUGAUUCUCUUUCUGAAGAUGAAGAAGUUAAAGCUACCUUCAGACCUGGAUUCUCCCCACAACCUAGCAGACGAGGUUCUGAUUCAUCUGAAGACAUUUACCUGGACUCUCCACCAUCAGGUGCAAGAAGAGUUUCAUUUGCUGACACCUUUGGAUUCAAUCUUGUGUCUGUUAAAGAAUUUGAUUCCUGGGAAUUACCGAGUGGUUCAACUGAUUUUGACUUAAGGAAGGACGUUUUCCACACAGAAGAAUAUGUUUUAUCCCCACAAUUUGGCUUGCCUUCUUCAAAAGAAGAUCUUAUGCAACAACUUCAAGUACAGAAAGCGAUACUGGAAUCAACCGAGUAUCCUCCUGGAUCUACAAGUAUGAAGGGCAUUAUUCGAGUUUUGAAUAUUUCUUUUGAGAAGUUAGUAUAUGUGAGAAUGUCCUUAGAUGACUGGCAGUCAUAUUAUGAUAUAUUAGCAGACUAUAUCCCAAAUUCAUGUGAUGGUGAAACUGACCAGUUCUCCUUUAAGAUAUCAUUGGUUCCUCCUUAUCAAAAAGAUGGCAGUAAAGUUGAGUUUUGUAUACGUUAUGAAACUUCUGUUGGUACAUUUUGGUCAAAUAAUAAUGGCACAAAUUAUGUAUUGGUUUGUCAAAAGAAAGAACAAGAGCCGGAGCCUGAAAAACUACAGGAAGACGUUCCUAAUAGACAAAUAAAAGGCUGCUUAAAGGUAAAAUCAAGUAAAGAAGAAUCAUCGGUAACAUCAGAUGAGAAUAACUUUGAGAAUUCAAAGGUUACAGAUAUCUAUGUCCCAACAAUUGUUUGUUCUCAUGAGGACAAGGAAGAUUUGGAAACCAGUAAUCAAAACGUAAAAGAUGUAAACAGGGAACAGGAUGAACGUAAUGAAAAAGAAUUAGAGCCGAUGAUAAACCAACACUUGCUAAGAAGUUCUGCUUCUGGAGAUGAAAAGAAUACAGUCAAUUUUCCAAAUAACGCUGAGAGAUUAGAGAAGAAGCAAGUCCAUGAUGAUGUGUACACUGACUUGUUUAAAAGGCCUUUGUCUUCAAGUUCAUCGGCAGAAAGAUCCUUAAAGGGAGAUUUUUACCACAAGGAAAAUUAUUUCUCAGGAAAUGAGCACACUUACCCACCUUCAGAAGAAUUUACUUCAGACACAGGAGAAGUCAAGCUGUCACUGGGAAAUACUAGCAGUGAUGAAGUAGUACAGUUAUAUAGUGGCAGCAAAGAACUGGAUGAUAAUGCUAAUCCAGCCAAAGUGAGAGGCAGAAUGCAAAUGUCUUGUCCCUCUGCAGACCAACUAAUGGCAGACAACCUUAACAAAAAACCUGAAGGAGAAGCUAAAGAAAUUGCAGUAAAAGAUUGGGAAUGUUUAAGAGGUGACUUUCACUUGGAUUUCCAUUCAGAAAAAUUGACAGAAAAAGGAUCUUCCAAGAAAGAUUAUGGCAAUGGUAAGAAUGAGGAGGAGGAGCAAAGAAUAUUCUUAGGUGUUAAUGAAAAACAAAGCAAACGUUUUCAAUCAGUCUUACAUGACCAAGAAAGAAAGACGAGCCACUCUGAAAUAAGUGAGGAAGGGAUGGGAGCCAGUAACAGAGACCUAACUGCUCUGCCGAGUAAAGACACUGCAACUCAUGACCAGUCAAUCAGAGCAGAUACGUUUCAUUCACCAAGGACAAAUCUAAGCCUGGAGGAAACUGUGUCAGCAACCUCAGACUGUGAUCUCUUGGCUAGCAAAGUCACUACUCUAGGAGGGAUGCCUGGUCAAGCUGGUUCACCAAGAAAUGGAAAUGUUUUGAGGAAUAAGUACCUUUUCCAAGCUGAAGAAGAAAAAUCAGUUUGGAUUAAUCCUGAAGAUCAGAAUAAGAACACACAGCAUAAACAAAGUUGGAAUGUUCUGGAAAGUCAGGAAAGAGCAAGAGGGAGUAAGACAACUAUAACAGAGCAGUCCAUAGAAAAAGCAGAUUGUGAAGACAUGUGGGGGAAAAGAGAUGAUACAAGGAGCUUGAAAGCUAAUCUUACAGAAGAAUUGUUUACCUGCCAAGAAACAGCAAGCUGUGAACUGUCUUCUCUAGCUGAUCAUGGUAUUACUAAGAAAGCAGAAGCAGGUACAGCUUAUAUAAUUAAGACAACAUCGGAAAGUACUCUAGAAUGCAUGUCUGCUAGAGAAAAAGCAAUAAUUGCUGAGCUACCUCCAGAGACAGCACAAAGUGACAGGCCCAUCGAAGUAAAGGAAACAGCGUUUGAUCCACAUGAAGGGAGAAAUGAUGAUUCACAUGAUACCCUUUGUCAACGAGAUACAGUAGGUGUAAUCUAUGACAACGAUUUUGAAAAGGAGUCAUGUUCAGGUAUUUGUAAUGUACACGCAGAUGAAAAGGAGAAGGAAGAAACCAUAGCUAUGUACAACCCUGGGAAGACACAUGACAGGAAGAAAUGUGUCACUGGGAAUACAACAUCUGUAGAAGAAUCCUCACAGGUCAUUACAGACAAUCAAAAAGCAGCCUCAAAACUAGGUUUACAUUUGGGAAUGUUACCAACAGACAAAAAAGUAUUUCCAGAAAAUAGAGAUCCCGAGCAGGUCCAAGAAUUAUCAAAGAAAACAAUUACAGAUGUCACUAUUCAUUCUUCUUUAAACUCAGACACUAAUAGAACUUCUCAGAAUGGCUCUCAGGUUUCCAAUCACCAUGCUAAAAGUUCAGUGUCCUCUCAUGAACAGGCCACUACUAUAGAGCAUGCAGUUACUACCAUGCCUCUCCAAUCUAUUUCUUCUAAAUCAGAAUUUAAUUGUAAUCCAACAAGUGAAAUCCAGGGUACUGAAAAGCACUCUCAUCCUGCAUCUCCACUGGAAGAAGUUUCCAAAAGUUCAGGAAUAGUGACAUCAGAUAGUACAAAGGAAAGAUGUAUAGGCCAGAUUGUCAAACAAGGGGAACACAGUGUGGAGAAACCUCUAGGGCCAACGAUUUUAAUCAGUGAAGCUUCUGAGAACAUAGAAGGGGUAAGGCAUGAAAAUGAAGGAUUAAUAAACUCUGGACAAUCACUGUACUCUUCAGGCAACAAGGAAUCUGACAGCCCUGCUUCUGAUAGUCUCCCUGCCCAGGAAAGUCAAUCUCAAAGUGAAUCUCUGCUUUCAAAAUACAUCAACUCUAAAGUACCUUACUUCCUUUUGUUUCUGAUAUUUCUUGUAACCAUCUAUCAGUAUGACUUAAUGAUUGGCCUGGCAUUCUACCUUUUUUCAUUGUACUGGCUAUCCUGGGAAGGGGGAAGACAAAAAGAGUCUGUCAAAAAGAAGUAACCUCAGCACUAUCAUUACUCUCUCUUAAAAGAUAAGCUAUUUAGCCCCAAACAUUUGGAUUGGUGAAAGAGACUAUUCAUUGUUCAAAGCGCCAGUGCAGUUUUUCUCUUGAAGGAUCAUUUAAAAAGGAAUGCGUAUGAAGUUUGCUCCUUCAUAUAAGUAAUUAUUCUAUAUAGGACCAUUAUAUUUGGAUCAUUAAAUACCUAUAUGAAUAUGAGAUCUGAAGCACGUCAAGUUGAAAUUAGGUACAGCUGUUGCUCCUUAGCAGGCUAUGAAGUUUCAAUGCUUCAUGUCUCUUCACUACUUAAAGUGCCAUUUCUUGCAUUCAUUUCUUUUGCAGUAAAGCUUCAUUUUUUUCCCUGAGCGUAUUUUUCCCUCUGUGGUUUUUAAAAAUAGAUAAAACAUGGACAAUGACAGAGGACUCUUUUUGGUCUUUGAAUAUUGACUAUGAAAUUUGCAUUUACCACUGUAUCACUUAUCAGCACAUUCUGAUAAAUCAAAUCUUUCAACUUUAAGUUCAUAUUUUUAAGAACAACAUCCAAGCAUAGAUUUAAGUUGAAGAAACACAUUGUGUACCUGAAUAACAAUACACAUGUAUACGUUUUAUCUCCUGCAUACCUACAAAGUCAGGGCAUUUGUAAGCCAAAUUUGACAAAGACCGAAGCAAUUAAGAGAUGAUCUUUCAGUUUUACAAAAUUUGGGGGAUGGCCUUUCUUUAAGCAAUAUUUUUUCUCUUUUAAAGGAAGAUUAUGUAACACAGUUGAACAACUUUGACGUCAACUAUUAUUCAGAGCUGGAAAUUUAAAUGAAAAGUUCCACAAGCAUUGCUUCAGAGUGAAUUUGUACCUAUAAAGCAUUAAAUGAUAAUAAUUAAAAAAAGAUUU
This is a messenger RNA of Budorcas taxicolor (takin), 4235 nucleotides long. It is a transcript of the gene PPP1R3A, whose product is annotated as protein phosphatase 1 regulatory subunit 3A. The record is from RefSeq and is a predicted model, not a curated record. Gene Ontology annotation, molecular function: glycogen binding; protein phosphatase 1 binding. Bases 1 to 3351 code for a protein of 1116 amino acids. The transcript has 4 exons. Gene Ontology annotation, biological process: regulation of glycogen biosynthetic process. Gene Ontology annotation, cellular component: protein phosphatase type 1 complex. Lineage: Eukaryota; Metazoa; Chordata; Mammalia; Artiodactyla; Bovidae.